AUGGCCCGCUCGCUUGUGGUCCUGGCAGUGGCAUUGGCUACCAGCUUCCUCCUGCCUCUGAACUUCGUGUUUCCCGUGACGCCCCGCUUCGCGCCGUCGAUCUCGCACGUGGCCUUACAGGAGAAGGCCAACGAGAAGCAAGGGCCCCAGGACUUCUCCGUCGCUCCCGUUCCGGCCGCGUUCAUCGCCAUGCUGGCCGGGCUCAUUCUUGGACUCUUCGCCAUGCCGCAGGACGUUGAGGCAGGAACUGGCAAGCUGCGACCCUACUUCCAGUUGGAGCGGCCAGCCUACAUGCAGGGCAUCGAUGCCGCAAACGCCGCCUGGAGGCCUGGUGAGAUCGACUUUGUCACGCGCUCCCGCUUGGAAGCCGCGCAGUUCCCGAAGGCCCUCCAGGUGGCUGCCUAUGAUUCUGAGAGAUCUCGGGAAGACUUUGAUGCACAUGGCGGCGAAGCUCGCGCACCUGUCUAUAAGCAUUGUUUGGAGGAGCUCGAACGUGAGAAGGCGAUCAUGGCCAAGGCACCCACCAAGGCGUUUUAA
This is a messenger RNA of Symbiodinium natans, 537 nucleotides long. Lineage: Eukaryota; Dinophyceae; Suessiales; Symbiodiniaceae. The record is from the annotation of a GenBank genome assembly.